This is a messenger RNA of Postia placenta MAD-698-R-SB12, 711 nucleotides long. RefSeq lists its product as hypothetical. The transcript has 4 exons. Gene Ontology annotation, cellular component: extrinsic component of mitochondrial inner membrane. The record is from RefSeq and is a predicted model, not a curated record. Lineage: Eukaryota; Fungi; Basidiomycota; Agaricomycetes; Polyporales; Adustoporiaceae. Gene Ontology annotation, molecular function: metalloendopeptidase activity. The coding region runs from base 1 to 711 and encodes 236 amino acids. Gene Ontology annotation, biological process: mitochondrial proton-transporting ATP synthase complex assembly; mitochondrial protein processing.
AUGCCCGACCCCAACGACGCCAGCACUUCCGGUACUAGCCAGCCUGGCAGCGACGACUCGACAUUCGAGCGAUGGCGCCGUACGUUCUCGGUCAUCACAGGGCUUGGCGGCACGCCCGAAGAGCGGCAGGCUGACAUGGAGCGCUUUCACGGCCAAACCUGUGAAAAGUGGAAGAGAGAGCUGAUGAACUAUAGUCCCGCGGUCGUAUUCAUGCUUAAGCAUUUGAAAUUGUCCGGUUGCUCGGUAUCCUCGAAAGACAUAAUAUGCUCCCCGUGUGACUACACCCGUGCUGGAGGCUUCAGUCCUGAGGCAGGUGCUGUUAUCCUUUGUCAGGGCCGUUUCUUCAGCAAGAAUCAUAUGGAGGACACCCUAGUGCACGAAUUCGUGCACAUGUAUGAUCAUGCAAAGUUCAAGGUCGACUGGAGUAAUCUCAGGCAUCAUGCAUGUAGCGAGAUCCGGGCGAACAGUCUCAGUGGUGACUGCCGGUGGACGCGUGAACUCCGUCGUGGCUUUGUAGCAUUCUCGAAGCAGCAUCAAGCGUGCGUCCGCCGGCGUGCCAUAUUGUCUGUACGUGCCAAUCCGGCAUGCCCAGAUGAAGCGACUGCGGAACGUGCUGUCAACGAGGUCUGGGAAAGUUGUUUCAGCGAUACGAGACCCUUUGACGAGGUAACGCCCUGCAACCAUCUUCUCAGAAUGCCAUUGACUGUGUGA